CUUCAUCUUCCACAAUGGAGCCUUCUCUUCGUCUCGUACCCGCACCUGCACCCAAGUCCGCGUCGGUGAGGGACACUGCGAACAGCCUCGGUCUGCACGACAAUCUCCAGUAUGGGCCUCGUAGCAUCGCGGCAGAAGUCACUACGAACAGUGGCAUAAGGGGCCGACUAGAGAACUGGCAUGAGACACAGGACAACCUCAAGCUCACCAUGCAGCGCAACAUGUUCGGUCUGCACAUGCCUAUGCGGCAGCUUAUGGAGCGCAAGCUCGUGUCAUACAACCCGCACAUGCCUGCAUUUCCUCAGUCAAACAUCCACCUCGACAUCCUAAUGGGGCGUGAUGAAUCGCUCGAACCAGCGGACUUUAUGAUGUCAUCCAGGCCUGCUUUGCGUACGGCGGCCAUUCUAGUGCUGGGCGACAUAGGUCGCAGCCCACGCAUGAUGUACCACGCUGAAAGCUUUGCCACGAACGGAUUCGAAACGUUUCUUGUGGGGUAUCCUGGCUCGAAGCCUGUCCCUUCGCUUUUGUCUAUCCCUCUCGUACACUUCGUCUAUCUCUCGACGCCGCCUGCCUACCUGUCAUCACUGCCCUUCGUCAUCGCCGCCCCGCGCAAGGUGCUCCAUCAAGUCUUUAGCAUCUUGCACGCAUUGCUCGUGCGUAUCCCGCACCCGCCUGAGUUCAUCGUCGUCCAGAACCCACCCAGCAUCCCAACUCUUGCGCUUGUAUGGCUCGUGGCUAGACUGCGGGGAAGCAAGGUGAUCAUCGAUUGGCAUAAUCUCGGCUACAGUAUCCUCGCUCUGAAGCUGGGCGACAAGCAUCCUCUCGUCCGGAUAGCUAAGCAAUUCGAGGCGUAUUUCGGACGGUCUGCGUAUGCACAUCUCUUCGUCACGCGCGCCAUGUGCAAUUUCCUCGUCAAGGAGUGGAAAUUAGAGGGUCAUAAACUCAUCCUGCACGACCGGCCCCCCGCACGCUUCCACCGUGCCUCGCCAAGCGAGAUGCAUGAGCUCUUUCUCCGCCUCCAGCCGGCACUUGCGCUCCCCACUCUAACAUCCUUCUUACCUCCCUGCGUCCCACCGUACUCCACGCCCUUCACUACAAUGCCGCAAAGCUCUGACACCACGGCGAUGGGCGCGGGUGCGUCCCUGCCCAUGCCGCGCGAAGACCGUCCAGCACUGCUCGUCUCGAGCACAUCGUGGACACCGGAUGAAGACUUCAGCAUCCUGCUGGAUGCGCUCGUACGCUACGAGGAGCGUGCGCGAGAGUGCCGUCGGCUGCCGAAGGUGCUCGCAGUCGUGACGGGCAAAGGGCCGCUGCGCGAUAAGUACAUGCGGGAGAUUGGACGCAUGCAGAGUGGCGAGGGGGGCGGUGAGCCCUGGCAAUAUGUGCGGUGCAUGAGCAUGUGGCUGGAGGCAGAGGACUACCCAAUUUUGCUCGGAUCUGCGGACCUUGGGAUCUCACUGCACUCAAGUUCGUCUGCCCUGGACUUGCCAAUGAAAGUUGUCGACAUGUUCGGGUGCGGGUUGCCCGUGUGUGCACUUGGCUUCGCAUGUCUGGAUGAACUCGUCAAAGACGGGACAAACGGGCUGGUGUUCCACAAUGCCGAGCAGCUAGCCGCCCAGCUCGAGAGCCUACUCUCGUCACAUCCUAACUCGGCUCAGCUGGAGACUUUACGUGUGUCGCUGCAGCAUUCGACCCCGAUGUCGCCCUCGACGCACACGUCGUCAGCUUUCGCCGAGGGGCCCCAAGAAGAGGAGGACGAAGAGUCAUGGCGCUGGUGUACGUGGGCACAAAACUGGGAUCGUGUCAUGCGGCCGCUCUUGCUCAAGGAUGUAGGAGGCGAUGACCUGUGA
Postia placenta MAD-698-R-SB12 is the source of this 1850-nucleotide messenger RNA. Its product is annotated as glycosyltransferase family 33 protein. Gene Ontology annotation, cellular component: endoplasmic reticulum. Gene Ontology annotation, biological process: proteasome assembly. NCBI's taxonomy places the organism in Eukaryota, Fungi, Basidiomycota, Agaricomycetes, Polyporales, Adustoporiaceae. Gene Ontology annotation, molecular function: mannosyltransferase activity. Bases 15 to 1850 code for a protein of 611 amino acids. The transcript is spliced from 12 exons. The record is from RefSeq and is a predicted model, not a curated record.